This is a messenger RNA of Andrographis paniculata, 1336 nucleotides long. RefSeq lists its product as uncharacterized. Gene Ontology annotation, molecular function: RNA binding. The transcript is spliced from 9 exons. The record is from RefSeq and is a predicted model, not a curated record. Gene Ontology annotation, biological process: positive regulation of mRNA splicing, via spliceosome. Gene Ontology annotation, cellular component: nucleolus; U12-type spliceosomal complex. NCBI's taxonomy places the organism in Eukaryota, Viridiplantae, Streptophyta, Magnoliopsida, Lamiales, Acanthaceae. Bases 29 to 1117 code for a protein of 362 amino acids.
ACUUCGCAGAGGGUAAAUCGAAGGGAGCAUGACGACUCGAAUCGCGCCAGGUGUGGGCGCAAAUCUUCUGGGCCAGCACUCUGCCGAGCGCAACCAGGACGCCACUGUCUACGUCGGCAAUCUCGACACCAAAGUCAGUGAAGAGUUAUUAUGGGAGUUGUUUGUACAAGCAGGUCCAGUUGUCAAUGUAUAUGUACCCAAAGAUCGAGUUACAAAUGCCCAUCAAGGUUAUGGUUUUGUGGAGUUCAGAAGUGAAGAGGAUGCUGAUUAUGCAAUCAAGGUCUUAAAUAUGAUCAAACUAUAUGGAAAGGCCAUACGUGUGAAUAAGGCAUCACAAGAUAAGAAAAGUGUGGAUGUGGGAGCAAACCUUUUUAUUGGGAAUCUUGAUCCUGAUGUGGAUGAAAAACUCCUGUAUGACACAUUCAGUGCUUUUGGAGUCAUUGUUACAAAUCCAAAGAUAAUGAGAGAUCCAGAUACUGGGAAUUCACGUGGUUUUGGUUUCAUUAGUUAUGAUUCUUUUGAGGCCUCUGAUGCUGCUAUUGAGACGAUGAAUGGCCAAUAUCUCUGUAAUCGCCAGAUUACAGUAUCUUAUGCAUACAAGAAAGACACAAAAGGAGAGCGGCAUGGUACACCUGCUGAAAGGGUUUUGGCUGCAAGCAAUCCAACUACCCAGAAAAAUAGGCCUCACACAAUGUUUGCGAGCGGACCUCCAUCACUUCCCCAGGCAAAUGCUGGCGUUAGUGCUCCUGUACCUCCACGGCCAUUCGCAAAUGGCAGUGUUCCUCCAUCUCCUAUCCCGACACUUCGUCCGCCACCUCCACAACCCCAACAAGCUGCCUAUCCACCAAUGCAAAUGGCUGCUCAAUCUUGGCAGGGUCAACCACUUCAACCUGGUCCACCUCCUCCAAUGCAGCAUUUCGGCAGCAUGCCACCACCACCACCCCAAGUGGCUCCACCUAUGGUCAGGCCUCCUCCACCACCUUCUGGACUUGCUGCUCCACCUAUCUGGCGGCCACCACCACCACCUCAGCAUCUCACUGGCGGACCACAUUCCAUGCCACAUAUGUCAAUGCCUCAACAGAUGCAAGGCAUGCCGCCUCCACCGCCACCACAGUAAUGGUAGAAACUUCGAUGGUAUACUCUGUUGCUGCCUAUGAGAGUUUACCUCUUUGAUUUUAAAAUGGUUGCUGUUGUUAUAUCCCUAGCUAGGAAAUGUUUAUGCGGUGGACAAGAAUAUCUUUUUGGCCGUUAAUUGCAUGUUUCAUCUUUCUUAAUGUGCAAUCUGUGUUUUGCUGAGAUGAUAAUUCUUGAUAAUAUAGAAUUACAACUUUUAUAA